AUGCGCUGCGUCACCAUCACAGUCCUCGGCCUCGCGGCCAUUGCCUCCGCAACAUGGGACGGCCAAUUCAGCUACCCUCCUGGCAUUGAGCCUCUGGCCCUGGCCAACGGUAACGUCGACUUCAACAUCAAGACCUUCGGUCCCAUGACGGGCCCGCCAGAGGACUGCAUCUCCGUCUGGCACCCGCCGCACCCGGACGUCUACAUCGACGAUUGUGACAGCGACAAGGAGCACGGCUGGCACUGGAUCCACCCGGGCAAGCCCAAGUGGUGGGGCAAACCGGGGAAGGACAAGGACCACGACAAGCCUGGCAAAGACAAGGACCACGACAAGCCCAAGCAUCCGCACCAGCCAUGUGACAAGUGCAACGACACCGCGCAGCCUCAACCAACCACCACUCCCCAAUGGAAAUGGACCACCUCAACCAUCACCCAAACCGCAGUCUCCACCGUUUUCAGCUGUCCACCCACUGUUCCUGACUGCCCCGCCAAUGGCGGAGGCACAAUGUACACGACCGUCACCGUCCCGGCCGUCGUAACUAUCUGCCCUGUGCCCGUCGAGCCGAACCCCGGCCCGACGACGCCGCCGGCAGCCCCCCGGCGCCCACCACGCCGCCUGCUGAGCCCCCCUCCUGAGGUCCCUCCGGUGCCGUCUAGCCCGGCCGAGGCCCCGCCAGCCACGACCACCAAGCCUGAUAUCGGCACUGUCACAAGGCCCAACCCGACUGCGACCACGAGCCGCGCCGUCGUCACUGCUGGCGCUGCUCAGAACGUCCAGCGGGCAGGCGGCGUCGUGGUCGCCGCCGUUGCAGCUGUUGCAGCCCUUAUCUAG
Colletotrichum spaethianum is the source of this 831-nucleotide messenger RNA. RefSeq lists its product as uncharacterized. The transcript is spliced from 2 exons. The record is from RefSeq and is a predicted model, not a curated record. The coding region runs from base 1 to 831 and encodes 276 amino acids. Lineage: Eukaryota; Fungi; Ascomycota; Sordariomycetes; Glomerellales; Glomerellaceae.